This is a messenger RNA of Odocoileus virginianus texanus, 1262 nucleotides long. The record is from RefSeq and is a predicted model, not a curated record. Lineage: Eukaryota; Metazoa; Chordata; Mammalia; Artiodactyla; Cervidae.
CGUCCCCUCAACCCUCGCCCUGACCCUCCCGGCCUCCGACUUCCCCCCAACCCUGCUUGCUUCGCCACUGCCCCUGUUCCCCUUUUCUUCCCUCGCUAGUUACCCCUCCCCGCCUCGUAAUUCCCGAUGCAAUUGCCUCUUUGAGACCUUUUUUUUUUUUUUCCUCUCCUUCCUUUUAGAUUGGCCAACGGCUCGUUUCCACCCUGCCUCGUUGGUGGCCACUGGAGAAGCGCGGGGGGCUCCCCAGGCAGCCGUAGGGACAAAUUAGAGCCAGCACUUGGCCCCGGGCCUCGCGUGUAGCUUCCCGUCCCCUGCUCUAGUUGCCCCGGUGUCCGGAGGGGGGUGCGGGGGCGGGGGUGUGCCCUCCGUAUAUGUCCCACCACCCGGGCCACCCUCGGGGCUUGUGUUCCAUCUCGCUCUCGCUUCCUGCACGGUGGUCGUGGGGAGCCACUUUGCAUCAUGUCCCGGUAUAGCUACCAAAGUCUCCUGGACUGGCUCUAUGGGGGCGUGGACCCCAGCUUUGCGGGCAAUGGGGGCCCCGACUGUGCUGCCUUCCUCUCUUGGCAGCAGCGGCUGCUGGAAAGUGUGGUGGUCCUGACCCUGGCCCUGUUGGAGAUCCUGGUGGCCCUGCGGCACAUCCUGAGGCAGACGAAGGAGGACGGUAGGGGUGGCGGUGGCUGCCAGCCAGAGCAGGUGACCCAGCGGCCAGAGGAAGGCAAAGAGAGCCUGAGCAAGAAUCUGCUCUUAGUAGCCUUGUGCCUGACCUUCGGGGUGGAGGUGGGCUUUAAGUUCGCCACCAAGACCGUCAUCUACCUGCUCAACCCCUGUCACCUGGUCACCAUGAUGCAUCUUGGUGCAGGGCUUUGCAGACAGAUCUGGAUUUGAAGCUAAUUUCUGUCACUCCUGAGCUCUGUGCUUUAAGUAAGUCACCUAAUCACUGUCUCAUUUGUAGAAUGGUGCUAAGAAUUCUAUUUGUCUCAUUAGAUUACAGAAAAAAUUUAAAUGAGUUAAUAUUGGUGAAGCCGUGAGAAAAGUGCGUGGAACAUAGUAGGUGCUCAAAGAAAUAUUAGUUACUCUCUAUCCCCUUCGCCCCCAAGAAGUGGAGGCAGUAACAAAUAACAGCCUUUCUUUGAAUAUCUCCAGAAACUCUCCUGGCAUUAGUCUGCCCUAAGGAGCUGAGGUUUGCCUUGUCUUUUGAUGAUGAAGAGUAACCAUCAAGAACAAUCAAGAACUCUGGAUUUUAUCCUCACAGAAAGCUUGAA